This is a messenger RNA of Episyrphus balteatus (marmalade hoverfly), 1120 nucleotides long. RefSeq lists its product as uncharacterized. The transcript has 6 exons. The record is from RefSeq and is a predicted model, not a curated record. The coding region runs from base 71 to 1120 and encodes 349 amino acids. NCBI's taxonomy places the organism in Eukaryota, Metazoa, Arthropoda, Insecta, Diptera, Syrphidae.
UGUUAAAAAUCAUUCAAACAUUCAUUAUGUUAUUUGAGUUUUGUUCGAGUGGGUGAUAUUAAAAAUAAGAAUGGGUUUUUGUAAAUAUUUUCCUUCGGUAGUGAUUGUUCUUAUGACGGUGAUACAAUUAAGUGAGGGCAAAAAUGAUACUAAACUUGAUGCCCAUAAUGAUACAAUUUUAUCCCGGAAGGAACGUUUUAUUGCAUUUCCAAUGGGAUCAACAUUUUCGGUUGCUGUUUGUAUGACAGUUGGAACAAUUGGAAAUCCAAAUGUUAACUAUCUCAGUCUUGGCAUGAAUUGGGGUAUUGCUUAUGAGCUGCCAAAUAUUACAUGGGUCCUAGAACAAGCUCAUGGUUUCCCAAAGAAACCUGCACCUGCGCCAGAACCUGUUAUUAAGCGGAGAUACCGCAGGGAUUUGUAUCAGAAGUUGGAACUGUUAAUGGAUGGCCUUAAGAUAGUUGAGACUUACAAAUCAGUAGAUUUAUUAAAUUUUAACUAUGGCACUCAAUUACCAACCGAGGAGUCAUAUUUAAUGAAAAAGAAUGAGAUUAUUCCACAUCGCAGAUCGAAGCGUUAUAUUGCAUUUCCCGAAGGAUCUUCAUUUACUUGUGCAGUCUGUUUCACUGUCGGGGUAGUGGGAAGUCCUAGAAUCAACUAUUUGAGUUAUGGUCUCAAUUGGGGCAUUGCAUAUGACCUGCCUAACGAGACCUGGAUAAUUGACCAUUUGCAUGGUUUUAGCAACACACGUCAGCCGUCGCUUGCGGUGUUGAAACGUCGCAAUCGCAGAUCAUUGUAUCAUUCAAUUGAGAAUUUGAUUGACAGAAUGGGAUAUAAUGGACGAGAUUGUGUACUGCGGGCGCUAUGUGAGAGCAGGCAAUUCUUCCAAUCGAAAAAGCUCGGAAUGAUACCGGAAUUAAUAAGGACGAUUUUUUCUUUGCCCAAAACAAGACUACUUACAAGAGAGAUUGAAGAACAUUCAGAUAUUAAACAUUACAAUGAUGCCUAUUUUCGAGAUGAAGACGAAGAUUGUGAGUUGAGAUAUCCGUGUUCUUUUUCGUUAUUGGAAUUAGCUAUGGGAAGAUAUUCUGAACCGUCAGAGCACUUUUAUGGAGACUAUUAA